Molecule: messenger RNA, 840 nt
Organism: Melitaea cinxia (Glanville fritillary)
Lineage: Eukaryota; Metazoa; Arthropoda; Insecta; Lepidoptera; Nymphalidae
Gene: Chrac-16
Product: chromatin accessibility complex 16kD protein
Exons: 3
Coding region: 82-489 (135 amino acids)
Cellular component (GO): nucleus; CHRAC
Molecular function (GO): protein heterodimerization activity
Source: RefSeq, a predicted model, not a curated record
AUUGUCAUUUAAUCAUUUUAGCAUUUUAGGAACCUCAAAACACGAACAUCGGCUUUUUUGACUGACACUAUACAAAACAAAAUGUCGACACCUAAAGCAGAAAAAGACUUGCAUUUACCACUUUCAAGGGUGAAAACUAUUAUGAAAAGUUCACCAGAAGUAGAUGCAGUUGGUCCAGAACCUUUAUAUUUAGUAACAAAAGUAACAGAAUUAUUCGUAACGGAUCUAGCGAAGAGAGCAUUCAAAAACAGCAAAAACAAUUUGCUUGAAUAUAAACACAUAGCAGAUGUAGUCCAAGAGGAUGAUACUCUAGAUUUCUUAAGAGAAAUCAUGCCGCGAAAGAUUACAGUGCGAAAAUUCAAAGAAAUAAUGGCUAAGAAGGCGGCACGGGGUGACAAUUCGGAUGAAUCAAGUGAAGAAUCAUCUAGUGAUGAGGAUAGUAGUGACGAGAGUUCGAGUAGCAACAGUCCAGACUCACAAAACAGCUAAACACAAUCCUUAGUCAUAGUGGAAAUUUUAAUAUGAACAAUAAUACCAUUGAAUCUGGCCUUGAAUGAAUUAUAUCCAAUGAUUUCAUGAGUUUAUUCUCUUUAUGUCAUUAAUUCUAACGAAAUCCCUCAUACUCCAAGUGAUUAUUUGCUUAACACUUGAUUUUACCCAAAAAAAAAAAUUCAAGGGGCGGCCUCAUUGCUAAAUGACUGAUAUUCAUAUGAGAUGAAAUACUGAUAAUGAAUAAUGAAAUAAUGUAAGCUUUGUUUUAUGUUAAGGUUAAAUAAUGACAACUGAUUAAUUAUUUCUCUUCAAAUAAAAUGGGGUCUACAAUCUUGUUCUACUGUGAAA